GUCAGCGGUACUUGUGAGCAGCGGAAGAAUCCAAAACACACUCUUGCCAGGGUAUUUUGCUGGUGUUUUCGACGUGGAAACGCUGAGGAAAACCAGACAGACUCUGAGAUACCAGGUCACUCAGAGCUCCUCUGGUCAUGUUGGAAGAAAGGACGCAGAAGGAUCAUUUCUUGUGCUAGAGGGCUCCAUCACUAUAUUGGCACACCAAGGGACACUGAUUGAGUCGUAGACACCUCAUCAAAAGCUACAGAACAGGACCAGAGUUAUGGCUGUGUGGCUCCAAAGUGGACUCUGGACUGCAGCUGGCAGGCUUUUCAACUUUUAAGAGCGGAUCAUCACACAGACGAAACAAAGGGCUGAGACCCUUCUCAUCAUCACACCAUCAUAAAGCAAUUUCUGGGCCCAGACAAAGUCAUUUCCAAGAGCACCUGAAGGUUGGAGGAUGGAAAAUGGAUAGACAUCAUGGCAGACAGGUGACCUGAGAGAUCCGACAGAGACAAAUGUGACAGCUAUCAGGAAGAGGUGUUCUAUGAAUCUGACCCCCCAUCUUGACAUGAAUCACUAUGUGUUUAGACACCUGACCUGACCAAGCCACUGUUCCUGUCACUGCUGCUUCUUCGUUCUGCUCUUUGAGUGUGAAUGUGUGGCCUUGAGGUAUUCCCAACGGACCAUAUGGCACAAUACCACACGAUAUAGGUCCCCUUUGUAUGAACUAACAUGGACAAAGUGGUCAUCAGUCUCCUGCUUCUGGGAACCGCAGUUACGAUGGUCCAUGCAUGUCCCAAAUACUGUGUCUGCCAGAAUCUCUCAGAGUCCCUGGGGACUCUGUGUCCCUCCAAAGGUCUGCUCUUUGUCCCACCGGACAUCGACCGGCGAACUGUGGAGCUCCGGCUGGGUGGCAACUUCAUCCUCAAGGUCACCACUCAGGACUUUGCCAACAUGACAGGUCUGGUUGAUCUCACGUUGUCCCGCAACACCAUCAGCGCCAUCCAGUCUUUCUCCUUCAUUGACCUGGAGACCCUGAGAUCGUUGCACCUCGACAGUAACCGAUUGACUGAGCUGGGACCGGACGACCUUCGAGGGUUGGUCAACCUGCAGCACCUCAUCCUCAACAACAAUCAGCUGAGUCGAAUCUCCAGCGCCGCCUUUGAUGACUUGUUAUUGACACUGGAGGAUCUGGAUUUGUCAUAUAACAACUUGCGCAGUGUGCCUUGGGAAGCCAUCCGCAAGAUGGUCAACCUCCAUCAGAUGAGUCUGGAUCAUAACCUCAUCUCCUUCAUUGCAGAGGGGACUUUUACAGAUCUGGAUAAACUGGCCCGCUUGGAUCUCACCUCCAACCGUCUCCAGAAGCUCCCUCCAGACCCCAUCUUUGCGCGCUCCCAGAGCAGCAUAGUGAUGAGCACACCUUAUGCUCCUCCGCUGUCUCUAAGCUUUGGCGGAAAUCCAUUGCACUGCAACUGUGAAGUCCUUUGGCUUCGGAGGCUGGACCGUGAGGAUGACAUGGAAACCUGCGCUUCUCCUGCUAGUCUAAAGGGCCGCUACUUUUGGUCUGUCCGUGAGGAGGAGUUUGUUUGUGAGCCCCCUUUGAUCACGCAACAUACGCACAAGCUGCUAGUGCUAGAAGGCCAAACGGCUAGCCUGCGCUGCAAAGCAGUCGGUGAUCCAAUGCCAACUGUGCACUGGGUUGCUCCUGAUGACCGUUUGAUUAGCAACUCCUCCCGAGCGACAGUAUACGAAAAUGGCACCCUGGACAUUACAAUCACCACAUCCAAGGAUUACGGGACAUUUACUUGCAUUGCUGCCAAUGCUGCUGGGGAAUCUACGGCCUCCAUUGAGCUGUCAAUCAUUCAACUCCCCCAUCUGAAUAAUGGUACAAACCGCACCACACAGGCCAAGUCAGGGCUUUCAGACAUAACAAGCUCUACUAAGAUCAGUAAAGGGGAACCUAAACCUCUACCAGAGAAGGUGGUGUCUGUGUCAGAAGUGACUGCCAUCUCUGCUCUGGUCAAGUGGACUGUUAGCAAAUCAACUCCAAAGGUCAAAAUGUAUCAGCUUCAGUACAAUUGUUCUGAGGAUGAAGUUCUCAUUUACAGGAUGAUUCCCAUGAAUAACAGAGCCUUCGUAGUCACAAAUCUUGUCCCUGGGAUGCAGUAUGACCUGUGUGUCUUGGCCAUCUGGGAUGACACUGCCACCACCCUCACCGCCACCAACAUCGUUGGCUGUGUCCAAUUCAUCACCAGGGAGGAUUACCCGCAGUGCCAGUCCCUUCACAGUGGCUUCCUGGGUGGCACCAUGAUCCUGGUCAUCGGCGGCAUUAUCGUAGCCACGCUGCUGGUGUUCAUCAUCAUCCUAAUGGUGCGAUAUAAGGUGACAAGUGGCAUCCAGACCAAUAAACUACCCACUGUGAGCAACACGUACUCGCAGACCAAUGGUGGGUUGAACAGGUUCAACGGUGCCCCACCGCAGGUCAAAUCCACAGUUGUCGUCAUGCGUGAAGAAAUGGUUGAGUUCAAGUGUGGAUCCCUCCAGAGCAGUCUCUCCUCAUCCUCGUCAUCUUCUAACUCAUUAGAUAGUCAAACAGGAAGGGGGGCUGGUGACCGCUACAGCAUGCAGGGCAGCGAAUGCAGCACCUUGCCCAGCAGCAAGUUCAGGAGACACAGGCAUGGCACCAAAGCACGGCAAAACCUGGACCACCUUUUAGGGGCCUUCACCUCAUUGGAGCUGCGAGGGGUAGCAAGAGACCACCAUGGGGCUUCUGGCCAAGCCAGCACCUCCAAUGCUAUGAUGACGGUGGCUAUGGUGCCUCCGUCCGAUAAAGAACCCCUGCUUGGAAGGGCCGAGUCCACCACCAUGCUUGGGCGACUAUUAGGGAUGCCCCAGGAGGGUAAGCCCAAGAGGAGCCACUCGUUUGACAUGGGUCACGUUGGGGCAGCGCAGUGUCGCAGCAACUACCCUCGCAGGAUCAGUAACAUCUGGACUAAGCGCAGUCUGUCUGUUAAUGGCAUGCUGCUGCAGUACGAUGACAGUGAGGACGAGAAGCCCACUUUUGAGAGUUCGGAGUGGGUGAUGGAAAGCACAGUUUGAGUUGGUCUAGCUGUGAGGUCCAUGGCCGAAAAAAAUCAGGAACUAAAAGAACAUGAGUGCAAAGGCAGGAUGCUCCAGAGGGAAUCUGCCUUUGAGUAUUGCAUGAAGUUCAUCCAUGUGAAUACUGUCUAACUAUGUGAGAAAAGACACUCAAAUCGAUAGAUUCCUGGCCGUGAUCUCAACUCUCUGACAGUGUCUAACUGUAUUUGAAAUCUUGUUCCCAUCUCAA
Molecule: messenger RNA, 3313 nt
Organism: Plectropomus leopardus (leopard coralgrouper)
Lineage: Eukaryota; Metazoa; Chordata; Actinopteri; Perciformes; Serranidae
Source: RefSeq, a predicted model, not a curated record